GGGAUCGAGCUUCUGAGUGAGUUUGGCAAAGACAUAUCGUUACUAAUCGUACUUCAUCAACUUGAUCAAGUUCAUGUACUUACGAUAACGUACAGUUUUAUUCAACAAUAUACUAGGGAUGAGUGACUGGAGUACACAAAGAAAAUGGACAGAUUUAUUUGUGGGAUAUGUUCUGCAGAAUCAAACAAUUUUUUGUCUUUUAUACAGCACAAAAUAAAUCACAUUGGUCCUGGUAGUGCUGUUGGAUGCGACUUGUGCCAGUUAUCCUACACAAGACAGAACACUUUGAGGGACCACUACAAGAGAAAACACCGAGUGAACAUCCUAACAAAAGCCACCCCAAUCAAACCGAGGUCUCAACAUGAUCCUCUGUCACAUCUUCAACAGGAACGUGUUGUUCCUGUUGAAGAUGUGUCACAGGACUACUGCAAUAAAGAAAAUAGUAGUAGAGAGAAACAAACAGAACAAGUGUCCACCCACGGAUCUUCUCUUAAUGAUAAAGAUGGAAAUACAACAGAAGUUGUUUCUACGGAUAUUCUUCUUAAUGAUAUUGAUGGUGAAAUUGACAACUCUUCCAAUGGAAAUGUUCGAAAUAUUUACAUUCAUGUGGAACCUUUGAUACAAGAGGAGACAAAGAGACAUUUUUAUACUGGAAUUACAACAACAAAGAACCAGGAUGACAAUGAAAUGGAGGAACCAAACAUUGUAAAAGCGCCUGUUUCAGAAUUUUUUGAGAAAGAAAAUGAGGACUUGCCAAAUAAAGAUAUAUCAGAUCUUUCAAAAUGUCCAGAUAAUUAUCCUGAUUUUUCUCCAGAUGAUGGUGGAACAGUUGUAGCUGCCAUUUCUAAUGAUGAGGAAAUUUCACGAAAACAUGAAAGUCAUGACUCGGCAGUGGAAACAGAAGUUUCAUCUGACGAAUCUGAACAAUUUAAAGAAAAUUCUCUUCCAACAAGCACAGAUUCAUAUAUCUCCAAAGACAACAUGGAGGUUGACAAAUCCACAUCAGUUUUCAAAGAAACGCUUGAGGGUGAUUACUUUUUCAUUCUAUUUAUGGAGGAAAAGGAGGGACAGUCAAUAGGUUAUGGGAAGAUGCUGCUAAAAUGUCUACACUGUAGUUACGUCACAGAUUUCAAAGCCUCUCUAUCACGCCAUAUGAAGAAAGAACAUCCAGAUAUGAUCAAUUUGCAUAGCAAAAUAAAGAUUGUCAUGCAUGGAAAUGAGAAAGACCUCACAGACCAGAAAGUGAUGAAAAUGUCUGAUUACAAUGCAAUGCAGGCCAAUGAACGCAGGAAGAAGAAUGGAAAGAAAAUCCGCGGAGUGGAAACCCAAGACAUGGUAGGAAAUUUUACCUGUGGAGUCUGUACAAAGGUGUUUAAUAGACUGAGGUAUCUCAGAAAACAUGUACUCACUCAUGAAAACAACCAGCAGUUUUUAUGUGAUGAAUGUGGGAAAGCUUUCAAAACCAAGACGUAUCUGGCUGCUCAUCGCAAAACUCACAAGAAAGAGGCCUAUCAUUGCAGGCAGUGUGAUUUUGUUUCAAGUGUUGCUUUGGCUAUUCAUACCCAUCGGCAGAUUCACACAGAAGGAAGUGUUAUAUGUGAUAUAUGUGGAACAGCAUAUUCCGACAAGUCCACCUUACUAAAACAUAAACAAGUCCAUGACAUGUCAAGACCGUAUGCAUGUACAUUCCCAGGCUGUACUUUCAGAUUCAAAACGGAACUGAGGUGCAAUGCUCACAUCAAAAAUCAUAGUAACACUCAAGGCCAAUUUAAAUGUCAUAAAUGUGACUAUGUUUUUCGCUACAAACAUCAUUUAAAAAGACAUGAAGCCAGAAAACAUGGACUUGUAACAUCUUUUGAAAAAUCAAAAGAUGAUGACAAAGAAGACUCGUUGAAAUCAUUAGUGAUAGAAGAAAUUCAUGAAAUUGAUUCAGUAAAUCUAAUAGUUGACCACGAGAUCAACAGGGACCAGUUUAAUUUAUCGGCUUUACAAAACAAUUCCCUGGUGAUAGCAACAGAUGAGGAGGGCAAUACAGUGAAUUAUGAGGUGGCUGACAUUUCUAUGAAUGUCCAGUAUCAUGCAUUAAUGUCCGGAGAAGAACUGGCCUGUCAGACAGACGGGCAGUCUAUGCUGAUUCCCCAUAAUGAGUGUAGUCAAGUCAUUGUGACAGAGGACCACUCCAACACUAUUGUGCAGUCACAUGAUAUUGAAACAGAAGUCUGUAGCUCAACUGUUGCAGAAUAAUAUCUAUUCUGAAAAUAUAAUGUCAAAGCUAUUA
Messenger RNA from Ostrea edulis (European flat oyster), 2278 nucleotides. RefSeq names its product zinc finger protein 845-like. NCBI's taxonomy places the organism in Eukaryota, Metazoa, Mollusca, Bivalvia, Ostreida, Ostreidae. Bases 145 to 2244 code for a protein of 699 amino acids. Gene Ontology annotation, biological process: regulation of DNA-templated transcription. The record is from RefSeq and is a predicted model, not a curated record. Gene Ontology annotation, molecular function: RNA polymerase II cis-regulatory region sequence-specific DNA binding; DNA-binding transcription factor activity, RNA polymerase II-specific. The transcript is spliced from 3 exons.